AUGAACCUUGAGCUCGGCCCGGGCAGCAGGUGCCUGCUGAUCGGCGCCAACGGCGCGGGCAAAACCACCCUACUGAAAAUCUUGGGCGGCAAGCACAUGGUGCCGCGGGAGUCUGUGGAGGUGCUGGGCCGCCCGCCGUUCCAUGACACGGCCCUCACCACCAGCGGGGACCUGUCUUACGUCGGGGGCAACUGGACGCGCGACAUCGCGUUUGCCGGGACAUCCAUCCCACUCACGGGCGACUUCCCGGCGUCGCGCAUGAUCGACUCUGUCCCGGGCGUCGACGCGGCCCGCAAAGAGCGGCUGAUCCAGGUGCUGGACAUCGACCCCUCGUGGCGCAUGCACCAGGUGUCUGACGGGCAGCGGCGGCGCGUCCAAAUCUGUGUGGGCCUUCUGCGGCCUUUCAAGGUCCUGCUCUUGGACGAGAUCACGGUGGAUCUGGACGUCCUCGGGCGAUCUGAUCUGAUGGCCUUCCUCGCGGACGAGUGCGUCCAGCGCGGCGCCACCAUCGUGUACGCCACCCACAUCUUCGACGGCCUCGAGGCCUGGCCGACACACGUGGCAUACGUCGCGCGCGGCCGCCUCCAGUUCGUGACCCCCGCCGAGCAGAUCCCCCACCUUAGGGAGGGCCGCCUGCUGGAGAUGGUGGGGGCGCUGCUGGCGGAGGAGCGGGACGCUCUCCUGAAGGCCGGCGCCAGCAAGCCCGUCACCUACGACCCGUCUCGCGAGGGCGAGGUGGCCGCGUUCUCGUACGCCUUCAACAAUGGCUGGGUCCCCGGGACGCUGGCCACGUCCCUGGCGAACAGCAGCAACGCGGUGAUGCGCUGCUGA
This is a messenger RNA of Monoraphidium neglectum, 831 nucleotides long. Its product is annotated as CCR4-NOT complex subunit CAF16. The record is from RefSeq and is a predicted model, not a curated record. Bases 1 to 831 code for a protein of 276 amino acids. The transcript has 6 exons. Gene Ontology annotation, molecular function: ATP binding; ATP hydrolysis activity. Lineage: Eukaryota; Viridiplantae; Chlorophyta; Chlorophyceae; Sphaeropleales; Selenastraceae.